AUGGAGGAGGUGUUUGGUUACCACACCCAGCAUCUUCGGAGAGCCCUCUGCCUUAUUGCAUCCGUGCUGACUGGUGGGGUCCUUCAGCUGCUGUUCUACUGGAGGCCAGAGUGGAGGGUGUGGGCCAACUGCACCCCAUGCCCCUUACAAGAAGCAGACACCGUUUUGCUGAGGACAACAGAUGAAUUUCAAAGAUAUAUUAGAAAGAAGGUGCUCUGCCUCCACUUAUCUACCCUGAAGUUUCCUAUAAGCAAGAACCCAAAAGACCCUUUGGUGGCUGACCACCACUCUGUCAUAAACCAAGCAGUAAUGAAGCCGGAUUUAAAACUGCGAUGCAUCCAAGUGCAGAAAAUCAGGUAUGUUUGGGAUUACUUGGAGAAGCGCUUCCAGAAAGUUGGGUUGCUGGAAGACAGCAACUCCUGCUAUGACAUCCAUCAAACGUUUGGAUUGGGUCUGACCAGCGAAGAGCAAGAAGUCAGAAGAUUAGUGUGUGGGCCCAAUGCCAUUGAGGUUGAAAUCCAACCCAUAUGGAAGCUGCUUGUUAAACAGGUUUUAAAUCCAUUCUAUGUGUUCCAAGCCUUCACCCUAACUUUGUGGCUGUCUCAAGGUUACAUAGAGUUCUCUGUGGCUAUCAUCAUUUUGACCAUUAUCUCCAUUGUCUUAAGUGUGUAUGAUUUGAGACAGCAAUCAGUGAAGCUGCACAACCUUGUGGAGGAUCACAACAAAGUCCAAGUUACAAUCCUUGUGAAAGACAAAGGUUUGCAGGAGCUGGAAUCUCGCCUCUUGGUUCCCGGAGAUAUUCUUAUUCUUCCAGGAAAAUUAUCAUUGCCUUGUGAUGCUGUUUUGAUCGAUGGGAGCUGUGUGGUGAACGAGGGCAUGCUCACAGGAGAAAGUAUACCUGUCACAAAGACACCACUGCCCGGAACGGAGAACACCAUGCCUUGGAAAUGCCACAGCUUGGAGGACUAUCGGAAACACGUGCUCUUCUGUGGGACAGAAGUUAUCCAGGUCAAGCCUUCUGGGCAGGGACCCAUAAGAGCAGUCGUUUUGCAGACAGGUUACAAUACAGCAAAAGGGGAUUUGGUGAGAUCCAUCCUCUACCCCCGGCCUCUGAACUUCAAACUAUACAGCGAUGCCUUCAAGUUCCUUGUGUUCCUGGCCUGUCUUGGGGUUGUAGGAUUUUUCUAUGCCCUAGGAAUAUAUAUGUACCAUGAAAUCCCCCCAAGAGACACCGCCACCAUGGCCCUGAUCCUCCUCACGGUGACUGUCCCUCCCAUGCUGCCCGCUGCCCUGACCAUAGGCAUUGUGUAUGCCCAGAAGAGACUGAAGAAAAAGAAAAUCUUCUGUAUCUCUCCACAGAGAAUCAACAUGUGUGGGCAAAUAAACCUCGUGUGCUUUGACAAAACAGGCACUCUUACGGAAGAUGGGCUGGACCUCUGGGGGACUGUUCCUACUGCCAACAACUGUUUUCAGAAAGUCCACAGCUUUGCCUCUGGCAAGGCUUUGCCAUGGGGACCUCUGUGUGCAGCCAUGGCCAGCUGCCACUCUCUGAUACUUCUUGAUGGGACCAUCCAGGGAGACCCUCUGGACCUCAAAAUGUUUGAAAGCACGGCCUGGAAAAUGGAAGAUUGUAAUGUGAACGCCUACAAAUUUGGCAUGUCAGACUCAAACACAAUAAUAAAACCAGGACCAGAAGCCAGCCAGAGUCCUGUAGAAGCCAUUGCCAUCUUGCGCCAGUUUCCGUUUUCAUCAAGCCUGCAGAGGAUGUCUGUGAUUGCUCAGCUGGCCGGGGAGCAUCACUUCCAUGCCUACAUGAAGGGUGCCCCAGAGAUGGUGGCUAGGUUCUGCAGACCCGAAACAGUGCCCAAGAAUUUCCCACAGGAGCUGAGGAAUUACACAGUGCAAGGCUUCCGUGUCAUUGCCCUGGCUCACAAAGUUCUGAAGAUGAGGAAGCUCUCAGAUGUGCAGCGUUUAGCAAGGGAGAAAGUGGAAUCUGAGUUAACAUUUCUGGGACUUCUCAUCAUGGAGAAUCGCUUGAAAAAGGAAACCAAACCAGUCUUGAAGGAGCUGAGUGAAGCCCGCAUCAGGACCGUGAUGAUCACAGGUGAUAAUCUUCAAACAGCCAUUACUGUUGCAAAGAAUUCUGAAAUGAUUCCUCCAAGCAGCCGGGUAAUCAUUGUUGAAGCCAGUGAACCAGAAGAGCAUAUUCCUGCUUCCGUGACCUGGCAACUCAUGGAGAACCAAGAGAUGGGAUCUGGGAAGAAAGAAGCUUAUGUUAAUAUUGGAAACAGUUCCGGGCCUGAUGGGGAAACAGGGAGCAGUUACCAUUUUGCAAUGAGUGGGAAAUCAUACCAAGUGAUAUUUCAGCAUUUCAACAGCUUGCUUCCAAAAAUUCUGGUGAAUGGAACCGUUUUUGCAAGAAUGUCUCCUGGGCAGAAAUCAAGCCUUAUUGAAGAAUUUCAGAAAUUAAAUUAUUAUGUGGGCAUGUGCGGAGACGGAGCCAACGACUGUGGAGCUUUGAAAAUGGCUCAUGCAGGCAUCUCGCUGUCAGAGCAGGAAGCAUCAGUGGCCUCCCCCUUCACCUCGAAGAUAGCCAACAUUGAGUGUGUGCCUCAUCUCAUCAGAGAAGGCCGAGCUGCUCUGGUUUCAUCCUUUGGAGUAUUUAAAUACUUGGUCAUGUAUGGCAUAAUCCAGUUUAUUGGAACAUUGCUGCUCUAUUGGCAGCUACAGAUCUUUGGGAAUUACCAGUAUCUCCUGCAGGAUGUAGCCAUUACUUUGAUGGUCUGUUUAACAAUGAGUUCAACACAUGCCUACCCAAAGCUGGCUCCAUUUCGACCAGCCGGACAGCUCCUCUCUCCGCCUUUGCUGCUCUCGGUCUUCUUGCAUUCCUGUUUCACCUGCAUUGUGCAGGUCUGUGCAUUUCUCUAUGUGAAGCAACAACCCUGGUAUUGUGAGGUCUACCGAGACGCUGAGUGCUUCCUGGCCAACCCAAGUAAUUUCUCAUCCAAUGUGAGUUUGGAAAGAAACUGGACUAGAAAUGCAACUCUGAUUCCUGGUUCAAUUUUAAGUUUUGAGACUACCACACUGUGGCCCAUUGUCACCUUCAACUGCAUCACAGUAGCAUUCAUCUUUUCUAAGGGAAAACCAUUUCGAAAACCUAUCUACACAAACUAUAUAUUUUCAUUUUUGCUGAUAUCUGCCUCGGGCCUCACGAUCUUCAUUCUGUUUUCUGAUUUUCAAGAUAUAUACCAGGGAAUGGAGUUUAUCCCAACCAUAACAUCAUGGAGAGUUUCGAUUUUGGUAGCAGCCCUUACCCAGUUCUGUGUUGCCUUCUUUGUAGAGGAUGCCAUCCUUCAGAAUCGAGCGUUCUGGCUGUUGAUCAAGAAAGUAUUUGGAUUCUACUCUAAAAGUCAAUAUAGGACCUGGCAAAAAAAGCUGGCAGAAGACUCUACCUGGCCCCCCAUAAAUAGGACGGACUAUGCAAGUGAUGGUAAAAAUGGAUUCUACAUCAACAAAGGCUAUGAAAACCAUGAACUGGUCCCAAAAGAAAAACUCAAAUCAGGGGACCAAAUCAAAGAACAGCAUUUUUGGACCAGACUCUAA
This is a messenger RNA of Marmota flaviventris (yellow-bellied marmot), 3603 nucleotides long. RefSeq names its product ATPase 13A5 (gene Atp13a5). Lineage: Eukaryota; Metazoa; Chordata; Mammalia; Rodentia; Sciuridae. Gene Ontology annotation, molecular function: ATP binding; polyamine transmembrane transporter activity; ATPase-coupled monoatomic cation transmembrane transporter activity. The record is from RefSeq and is a predicted model, not a curated record. Gene Ontology annotation, biological process: polyamine transmembrane transport; intracellular calcium ion homeostasis. Gene Ontology annotation, cellular component: late endosome membrane.